This is a messenger RNA of Gryllus bimaculatus (two-spotted cricket), 665 nucleotides long. Lineage: Eukaryota; Metazoa; Arthropoda; Insecta; Orthoptera; Gryllidae. The record is from the annotation of a GenBank genome assembly.
AUGUUGUCGUCACUAGUGAAAGACCAUUUAAAUAAACAAGCCAUUCGUAAAGAACAAGUGGCCCAAGCAUACUUAAAUCAAAAGCGGCUUGAUGCUGAGGCAAAGCAACUUCAUCACAGUGCCACAAACUUUGCCAAACAGACCCAACAAUGGGUCAGCCUUGUAGAAAGUUUCAACAGUGCCCUCAAAGAAAUAGGAGAUGCUGAGAAUUGGGCCAGAAGUAUUGAAAAGGAUAUGCGUAUGAUCACCAGUGCUCUUGAGUACUCGUACAAAGUGACGCAAGAAACCCAGUGAUCUUUAUUUGGGAUUGAUGAACUACAUGUGCUUAUUUUAUUUAUUAAUAUGUUGUUAGUAAAGGUAAUAAAAUUUGUUAAUUUGAUUUUCUAUGUACCAACUUUAUUUUUAAUGUAAUAAAUUUAUCUGAGAAUAAAUAAUUGAAUUGUAUAUGAAUUCUUGUUUGCGUUAAUUAAUCAGUUUAGAUGAAUUAUGAAUGGAAUAAAGAAUAUUCACUCGUGCUAAAUUAAUAACAUAUUUUGUGAAUCACGAUAUCUUAUUUUUUUUAAAACUACCUGAAGGAUCUACCUUUGUGGUUUGCUUUGCAUUAUUAUUUUCUUUAGAGGAAUUGUAACCGAAUUCAUCUUGUGGGAUGAAUAAACAAACAAAAC